This is a messenger RNA of Miscanthus lutarioriparius, 1662 nucleotides long. The record is from the annotation of a GenBank genome assembly. Lineage: Eukaryota; Viridiplantae; Streptophyta; Magnoliopsida; Poales; Poaceae.
AUGUGCCGCCGCGUGGGCACCGCGCGUGACCGAUGCUUGGAGCUGGAGCGCGUCAUCGCCGGCCGCGCCGGCUCGGGAAGCCUCCGCCUCGACAACGCGCUCAAGUUGUUCGAUGAAUUGCUUCCCUACGCCAGGGCCGCCUCGGUUACCGCCUUCAACCAGCUCCUCACCGCUGUGUCCCGUGCCUCGGGCCAGCGCUCCUCCACCUCAGAGUCGGGGAUCAUCGUCUCCCUCUUCAACCGGAUGGUACGUGACUGCUCCAUCGAGGUGGCUCCUGACCUUUACACCUACAACAUCCUCAUUGGCUGCUUCUGUCGCAUGGGCCGCCUGGAGAAUGGCUUCGCCACCUUCGGCCUCAUCCUGAAGACGGGCUGGAGGGUGAAUGGCAUAGUCAUCAAUCAACUGCUCAAGGGCCUCUGUGACGACAAGAGGGUGGGUGAGGCCAUGGACCUAUUGCUUCGAAGAAUGCCAGAGUUUGGGCUCACAUCGGAUGUAGUUUCAUACAACACACUCCUCAAGGGUUUCUGCAAUGAAAAAAGAGCUGAUGAGGCACUUGAGCUGCUCCACGUGAUGCCUGAUGGUCAAGGUGUUUCACCGGACGUUGUGACAUACAACACAGUAAUUGAUGGCAUGUGCAAAGCUGAAGCAGUUGACAGGGCUGAGGGUAUCUUCCAACAGAUGAUUGAUAAAGGUGUUAAGCCAGACAAUGUGGCAUACACUUGUUUGAUCCAUGGAUACCUCUCUAUAGGACAGUGGGAAGAGGCGGUUCCAAGGAAGGGCAUAAAACCUGAUAUAACUAUCUAUGGCAUUAUGCUUCAUGAAUAUGGUACCAAAGGAGCUCUUUCUGAAAUGCAUGGUCUCCUGAAUUUGAUGGCAGCUAAUGGUAUUUCACCUAAUCAUCACAUCUUCAACACUGUGUUCUGUGCAUAUGCUAAAGAGGGAAUGAUAGAUGAGGCGAUGCAUAUAUUUAUCAAAAUGAGGCACCAAGGAUUGAGUCCUAAUAACAUCAGUUAUGGAGCAUUAAUAGAUGCACUUUGCAAGUUAGGAAGAGUGGAUGAUGCUGUGCUCCAAUUCAAUCAGAUGAUCAAUGAAGGAGUGACUCCUGGCAAUGCUGUUUUUAGCUCCCUUGUUUAUGGACUCUGCUUUGUUGACAAAUGGGAGAAGGUUGAGGAAUUGCUUUUUGAAAUGUUGAAUCAAGGGAUUCGCCAUAACAUCGUGUUCUUCAACACAAUAUUGUGUAACUUAUGCAGAGAAGGGUGGGUCAUGGAAGCCCGGAGGCUCUUUGACUCGAUGAGCCUGUGUUCUAAGGAUCUUCAACUUGACAUUAUUACUUUCAACAUCAUGAUUGAUGCUUUGUUCAAAGUUGGCAGAAAGGAAGAUGCCAUGGAUUUGUUUGCUGCUAUCCCUGCUAAUGGUCUGGUUCCAAGUGUUGUGACCUACUGCUUAAUAGCAGAAACUCUCAUAGAAGAAGGGUCCCUAGAGGAGUUUGAUGGUGACACACGCAGGGCUGGGGCUUACCUCUCCAAACUUGAUGAGAAGAACUUCUCACUUGAGGCUUCCACUACUUCCAUGCUUAUAUCACUUUUCUCGAGGAAGGAAUAUCAGCAUGAUGCAAAGUCCCUGCCUGAAAAGUAUCGUUUCCUCAAUGAAGCCAACAAAUGA